CCAGCACCGCCGCUCCCCCAGCAGACGGGGCCUGGGCGCUCAGAGGUGGCAGCUGGCCCUGGCCAAGGCCCCUGCACUCGAGGAAAGGAGAACGACAAACGCAGGACAAAGCCGCGGAGCUCAUGGGAACAGCCUGCUGAUGGGCAUGGGGGCUAUUCAAGUGAUGAGAACCUGGAGAGACCAGAUCCCUCUAAGGCGAAGGGACGUGUGUCAGGCACGCAGCCGCGGGCCGGGACCUGGCCCCGAGCCCAGAGGAGCUCCCAGCGCCCUGCACCGUACGGAGGAUGUAGAGUCUCCCAGACCAUGGGUGAAGUACAGAAGGGGUUGCUCGCUGUCAUCCAAAAGCUCAAGGGCUCCGUGGAGCAGGAACUGCGGAUCGUCCUGCUGGGGCUGGACAAUGCCGGAAAAACCACGCUGCUGAAGUGCCUGGCAUCGGAGGAGGUCAGCACCAUCACUCCCACGCAGGGGUUCAACAUAAAAAGUGUGCACUCACACGGCUUCAAGCUGAACGUCUGGGACAUCGGUGGGCAGCGUGCCAUCCGCCCCUACUGGAAGAAGUACCUGGGCAACACAGACACGCUGAUUUAUGUCAUUGACAGCGCUGACAAGAAACGCUUUGAGGAGACCGGGCAGGAGCUGGCGGAGCUGAUCGAGGAUGAGAGUCUCACCGGUGUCCCUUUGCUGGUGUUUGCCAACAAGCAGGAUCUGGCAAGUGCAGCACCAGCUGCAGAGAUCGCAGAGGGACUGAAGCUACCUACGUACCGGGACCGCCAAUGGCAAAUCCAGGCCUGCUCAGCCCUGUCUGGAGAAGGAGUCCAGGAUGGGAUGAACUGGAUUUGCAGCCAGAUCACAAGCCGGAAGAAGUGACUGAAUGGAGCUGCAGUUCGCACAGCCAGUUCACCCGCUCCGAGAGAUUCCCAGCAAUAGGCCCUCCCUGGACCCCCAGGCACAGGCUGCUGAGCUCAAAGGGCCUUUGUCGGCCAAGCUCUCCUUGCUCAUCAGCUUCUCUGGAAUUCCUCACCCUCCUGGGUUUCAUUUGGUCACUGGUGUAUCUGCAGUUCCUGAAUUGUGGAGGGAGGGCAGCAUCAAGGGCUCCAGUGGAGCCAGGAGCAAGCCUCUAGACCAGCGUUUUUCAAAAUUCGGGUCGCGACCCAGUACUGGGUUGCUCUGGUCAGCACUGCCGACUGCUUCGUUAAAAGUCCUGUCGGCGGUGCUGCCCAGCCAAGGCACGCUAGUGCCUACCUGUUCCGACACCACACUGCGCCCCGGAAGCGGCCAGCAGCAGGUCCGGCUUCUAGACGGGGGGCCAUGGAGCUCCACGCGCUGCCCCCGCCCUGAGCAGCGGUUCUGUACUCCCAUUGGCCAGUUCCCGGGGUGGGCAGUGCCUGCAGGCGAGAGCCAUGCGGAACUGCUUGCGCGCCUCCACCUAGGAGCCAGACCUGCUGCUGGCCGCUUCAGGUGGGAAGCCUGCCUCUGCACCCCCGCUGUGCCACUGAAUGGAAGCCACUGGAGGUAAGCCUGUUCCCCAACCCUGUGCCCCAAUCCCCUGCCCAGCCCUGAGCCCCACCAACCCAGAACCCCCUCCUGCACCCCAAACCCCUCAU
Molecule: messenger RNA, 1604 nt
Organism: Malaclemys terrapin pileata
Lineage: Eukaryota; Metazoa; Chordata; Testudines; Emydidae
Product: ADP-ribosylation factor-like protein 3
Exons: 7
Coding region: 304-867 (187 amino acids)
Biological process (GO): cilium assembly
Cellular component (GO): cytoplasm; microtubule cytoskeleton
Molecular function (GO): GTPase activity; GTP binding
Source: RefSeq, a predicted model, not a curated record